GAGAAGGUGCCAAGCCCGGGAUUAGUUCUUGGCCUCCGGGCCGCUUUUAGCCCCCCCUUUUUUUUUGCCGGGCUGUCUCCCCCUCCCCCUUUUUUUUCUGCUGCUGCCUCGGUUCACUUUUUUGCUUUGCCCACCCAUAAGGAAUCAAGGUCAAGACCGAAGCGGGAUCUCGGCCCCGCGUUGGGAACUGCAAGGACCGCUGGAAUCAAUCCACUCAGCACAGCCACCCAGCCAGCCACCCAGCCUGCCGCCGGGCAGUGGAAUUCGGGAAGCCAGCCUUUGGGAAGGAGAAGGGCGAGGCGUCCCGGUGGAAGCGGAGGCUCCCGCAGCGAGCCCCGUCCCAGCCCGAGCGCACGCCCUCUCCGACCGGCGCCUUUUCACUCGCCCUCCUUUCCUCCCCACCAUGAAGCCGGCGACCUGGCUCCCUUGGACCGUUGCCCUGAGCUACUUUGCGCACGCAGGGUUGGCCGCCUAUUUCUUUCAACAGCCUAUGGAUCAAGUGAUUGUCUCCGGUCAGUCGGUGACAUUAGCAUGUGUGAUCAUGGGCUACCGUGGCAUGGUUCAAUGGACCAAAGAUGGACUGGCCUUAGGGGGAGAGAGAGACUUACCCGGUUGGUCCCGCUACUCUAUUGUAGGAGAUGCAUCUGCCGGUCAACACAACUUACGCAUCGACUAUGCUGAACUAGACGACGAUGCUGUUUACGAGUGCCAAGCCACACAAGCGGCCCUACGCUCCCAGCGAGCCAAACUUACUGUACUUAUCCCCCCCAAUGACCCUGAGAUUCACAGUGGUCCCAUUGUCCAUGUCAUCUCCAACAUCCCUUACAACCUUUCGUGCCGCGCAGCUGGAGCCAAGCCAGCAGCUGAAAUCACCUGGUAUCGUGACGGGCAGCGACAAGAGUCAACUGUUUACUCCAAGUCCCUGAUGGAUGAUGGCAAGCGGGAAGUGGCUGUCAGCACCUUUCUCUUAAUUCCAAGCAGCCGAGACAUGAGCAGCACCUUCACCUGUCGUGUCAGCAACCCGGCAGCCCCGGCUGGCAAACAGACUUCGGUCACCCUUAAUGUUCAGUAUCCACCCGUCGUGAUCCUGGCAGUCCAGCCACAAACUGUGCCUGAGGGUGGCAAAGUGGGUUUCCUCUGCACCGCAACGUCCAAUCCUGAAGUGACAGGUUACCGGUGGGCUAAAGGAGGCGUCCCCAUCCCAGAGGCCAACGGUGACAGCUACGAAGCCACAGUUGACCAGUCUUUCUUCACAGAGCCUGUGUCCUGCGAAGUGUCCAAUGCUGUGGGCAGCACCAAUGUUAGCACUCUGGUGGACGUCCAUUGUCCACCCAUUAUCAGCGCUGAAUCGAGCCAGCAGACAGCAGUGGGGGCCAAGGCCCGUCUGGAAUGCUUGGUGGAAAGCGUGCCGCGGCCGGACAGGAUCGUGCUGAGUAACGGCAACACACUGCAUCUCAAGGCAGUGACCCAGGAGGACGCCGGGGUGUACAUGUGCAAAGCCAUCGUGCCGCGCAUUGGAGUGGCCGAGAAAGAAGUGACCCUGGCUGUGAAUGCCAAGCGGGGAACGCAGCUGUCUAAGGCCGAUAUCCUCGUGCAGAUCACCACAAGCGAGAGCAGCCCCAGCAGGCCCAGCGAGGUGGAAGAUGACGCCAAGGAACCCAUGGCUACAAGCAGCGAGUCUCCAGCCACGUCGCACACUGAACACAGUGAAAUCCUGGAGGAUGACGAAGGGAGUCAGGAGCUAAAGGACCCCACCAAUGGCUACUACAAGGUGCGUGCCCACGAGGAGCCCUGCUUGGGGAGCAGCUUUUCAGAAUACACGCCGGCCCCCCGACCUUUGUUCGGGCCAACGUCCUUGUACCCCUCCGCGGGGCCGGUGCAACCCAAACUCUUUGACUACACCCACCGCUACACCUUGGGCACUCCCAGUUCCCGCUCAGCCUACGACACCACCCAGGAGCGGCUUUUCCCUCCAGAGAACAUAUACAGUGGGGCGACUUACCUCACAGCUCCCUACAGCCGGGCUUUCACCAGCUACGUCAAGCCGAGCAGCUAUGAGAAAGCCGAGAGCGGUUACGAGCAGUCCGACCAAGCCAGCAAAGCUUCGGGCUGCUCCCGUUUCUCCUACACUUCCUUGUCUCAGCAGUCUGACUACGGGCGCCCUGCUCAACAGCGCAUGCAGACCCACGUAUGACGGAACCCCACCCCUUCCGGACUCCUCCCAUCUUCCGUGAGAAAGAAACGGAAGUGGACACUCGCUUCGGGGGAAACCGGUUCCAGAGGGGACACUCUUGAGGACCUCAAAUUUCUUCCCGAGGGCCCCAAACUAGCCUCGCCCUCUGGAAGGGGGACACCUCAACAGGGGACUGGCCUAGGGGGGCUACUCCGGCAACCAAGAUGGCCACCAUCCUGCUUGCCUUCUACCGACCGGAACCUAGAACUGUGAAGCAAUCAAUAGACAGACUCUUUUUUUGGGGUCAGGACAUGAAAAUGGACCCAGGAUGCAACGUGUUUCCCCCUUUUGGGUCUGGACCUGACUUACAGGGGGGGAGACUCAGUCUGUAAGAAUCCAGAUUUCACAUGGUGGCCAAGCUUUCAUGGGAGAUCAGCCAUAAGUGUAGCUUACAAAUCCAUUGGUGAUCGAGCUGCCUCAGCAGUGGGACUGACUGAUGCGCCACCUUGGCUCCCCCUUCCCCCGUCCCUGCAGUCGCAUGAUUCUGGGAAAUCUUUACGCAUGGGCACUAGUGCUUGUAUUUUCAUUUUCCUGGUUCGAUGCUGUGGUUUACACCCGUGUUUCUCAAACCUCAGCGAGUUGAAGAGGGUGUGUGUGUGUGUGUGGACUUCAACUCCCAGAAUUCUCCCACCAGCAUGGCUGGCUGGAGGAACCGGAGGAGUUGAAGUCCACCAUGCCCUUAGAAGUGGCUGAGGUUGAGAAACACUGGUUUAAAUAACUCCCAUCUUCCCUCUCUUUAGCAAGCAGGCGGGUGGGCACCCUGGAUGGAUAUAUAAAGGCAACGGAAUUCCUUCCCCUUCCUUAGGUAAUGGCAGUGCCAUGUUUUAAUGGGGGGAAAAGGUGCGGUAUUUCCAAGCACUUGCAGCACCUGAGACGUGCCAGCAGGUGGCAGUGGUGUUUAAUCCCAACGGCAAGAGAAAACUUGAACGGACAAUAAGGUUGAAAUGAAUAAAAUCUAAUUUAAGGGAGGGCAAGAAAAGAAAAGCAGAGCAUGGAAGAGAGCAAGAAGCCAAAAACGAGCAAGGUCUAUUGAUCUUGUUUGUGCAUCUAUGGGGGAAUGGAUAAAGCUGUCGGUUUUCUUUCGAGUUAAGUUAUUCCUCCCGUUCCUUUUCCUUUUUAUUCUUUUUUUUAAUGCCUUAAGUGUAUUUCUAUGCUCCCGUAGGGCAUUUACAAGGGGAGGACAUGGUUGCUUUCGUGUCUUCGGAACCAACAAAGUUUUGGUUCAAUUUUUUUUUUGUUCCUUUUUUUUUUCUUUCUUUCUCUUCCCCGCCUUUUUCAAGCAAGAUCUCUCAAGAGGCCGUUUGGGGCCGUGCCUGCUUGAACCCCGUGGUUGCUCCAGAGACAAAAGAGGGAGAAAUGUACGGACACUUGAAAUAUUUAUAUUUAAUUUUUAAAAACAUGAGACAAAGAG
Molecule: messenger RNA, 3644 nt
Organism: Thamnophis sirtalis
Lineage: Eukaryota; Metazoa; Chordata; Lepidosauria; Squamata; Natricidae
Source: RefSeq, a predicted model, not a curated record